Molecule: messenger RNA, 1039 nt
Organism: Hordeum vulgare subsp. vulgare (domesticated barley)
Lineage: Eukaryota; Viridiplantae; Streptophyta; Magnoliopsida; Poales; Poaceae
Product: glutathione S-transferase-like
Exons: 9
Coding region: 92-736 (214 amino acids)
Biological process (GO): L-phenylalanine catabolic process; glutathione metabolic process
Cellular component (GO): cytoplasm
Molecular function (GO): maleylacetoacetate isomerase activity; glutathione transferase activity
Source: RefSeq, a predicted model, not a curated record
CGGAAGGAUAAACUCUAGUGGUACUCCGUACUACUGUUUUCCAGGUAGAAAACAUUUGGGCGGAAUUGGGACGCGGAAGGAGGAGGCAGCCAUGUCGGCAGCGGCGGGGAAGCCGAUCCUGUACAGCAAAUGGUUCAGCUCCUGCUCGCACCGGGUUCGGAUCGCCCUUAACCUCAAAGGUGUGGAUUUCGAGUACAGAGCGACCAACCCGAUGACAGAUCCAGAUUAUGAGAAAAUCAACCCUGUUAAGUAUGUCCCAGCAUUAGUAGAUGGGGAUUUUGUUGUUUCCGACUCGUUCGCCAUCAUUUUGUAUAUGGAAGACAAGUAUCCGCAGUGUCCUCUCUUACCCCGAGAUCUGAAAAAGAAAGCUCUUAAUUUGCAGAUUGCAAGCAUAGUGUGUUCAAGCAUCCAGCCUCUUCAGAGCUAUGCUGUCAUUCGUUCAUUUCAUGGCACAAUGGACGCCAACGAGAGCCUGGAGAUGGUUGAACAUUAUAUUGACAAAGGCUUCAGAGCGAUUGAGAAACUUCUGGAAGGAUGUGACAGUAAAUAUGCUACCGGAGAUGAAGUCCAAAUGGGAGAUGUGUUUCUAGCGCCCCAGAUCCACGCUGGUGUGACACGCUUCCAAAUUGACAUGUCAAAGUACCCUAUUUUGGCAAGGCUUCAAGAUGCUUACAAUGAGCAUCCUGCAUUUCAAGCCGCACUUCCUGCGAACCAACCAGAUGCUCCUCCAUCCUAGUAAAGUAAUCAGGACUUCGAUGACUGAUCUUGGGGUGAUUUCAAUAACAGGUUGUAAGAUGUCUCAGCCUUCGAUUGAGAUUCUAUGAUGUGACUUCAGAGUUAGAUGCUCAUGUAAGCAAAGACGACCCCUGGAUUUGCUUGACGGCUGCUGUAAAAGUGAAUAAAUGCAGUUUAUCAUAUGCGCUCCUGUAUGUGAAAUUCUAGUAUCAAGAAAGAGAGGAAAAGAAAGAAGACGGGUUAGACAUUGCCCUGUUGUUAAGCCGAAAGAGACAUCAUUGGUUAACGUAUCAUUUUGGCCUUA